AUGCCCUUUCUGUUGGCUAAACCUGUUAAUGCUAGUGAAUAUGUAAUAGAAGAGAAAGAAGACAUAUUCAAGAUACAGUCCUGUCCUGCUUUCUUAAUGUUCCAGAAUGCUGCCUACCUGGCCGAUAUGACCUUUGAACUGCCGUGCCUGUGCAAGCCUGAGGAUGUGACCUCAGUGGUUUGGUACUAUCAGAAACGAUUGGGCAAGGGUCACACCAAAGUCCUGAGCGAUUUCAAUGGGACGAAGAUCUUGGAUGCUACCCAGUUGCGUUCCAGAUCGGGAAUUCAGUCCAGGUUCAAAAUCUUGAUGUUCAGCCUGUUGGUUUUCAAUGCACAGCCUCAAGAUUCUGGCCAUUACAUGUGUGGCACUGUGACGGGUGAUUAUUUCUAUGGUUAUGACAUUGAUGUACAAAGUUACAAAAAUGCACACAUAGUCUUCCAGGAGAAGAAGCAGAAGCCCAUUAAGGAUUUGGAGACCAAGACAUACAAGAUCUUCACAUCCUACUGGGAUUGGACUGUGUGCGAUCGAUGUGGGGUCAGAGGGGAACAGCGACGUAUUGGCUUGUGUUACAUCCGUAGCCCUUACCUGUACUUCAGGUACAAGAAGAUUGUGGCCAAUGUGGUCUCCUGUGGCUCAUCAGCUGUUCCCCCCAGGUACAAACAUCUCCUGAAGAAAAGGAAAGCUGAGAUCAUGGUACGGAGCUGCUUUGUGCAGUGCCCGACCAAGUACCCAUCAAUAGAAGGAGAGAAAUUCAUCUUUGAUGUAUUUGGUUUUACAAAUGACAAGACUAAGAAGCCCCCCAUGGUCCCAGUGCAGACUCACAUCCAUGCCAUAGGGUACCCAUUGACCAUUGCAUGUCCAGAAGCCAGGGCAGAGCAUGCCGUGGCUUGGGACAAAGGGCGCCAGCCACUGUACAGGGAAGAAUACAUGGUGGGUGUGAACCACAGCAUGAGAGUUUUCAUUGAUCAAGGCAAUCAUCUGGUUUUCCGUGCGGUUCAGCUGAAUGACAUCGGAACCUAUUACUGCUGGAGGCAAGGUCAGCUGAUGGCUGGGAUCAGGCUGAGAGUUGGUCUCCCACCCAGGGUCCACAGGAGCUUCACUGAUGAUGAAUCCAUCUUUGCAAUACAAACUAUUCUCAGCUCUUACUUCAUAAUAAUGAUUAUAUUUAUUUUCCUGAAGUGUAUGAGAUGUUGUAAUUAUUAUUUUGAUUGUUUCUAA
This is a messenger RNA of Rhincodon typus (whale shark), 1218 nucleotides long. RefSeq names its product Ig-like V-type domain-containing protein FAM187A. The record is from RefSeq and is a predicted model, not a curated record. The transcript has a single exon. Lineage: Eukaryota; Metazoa; Chordata; Chondrichthyes; Orectolobiformes; Rhincodontidae. Bases 1 to 1218 code for a protein of 405 amino acids.